AUGCGCGGCUCCUCGGCGUCCCCGGCGCGCGCGCUCACGCUCCUUUUCCUCGCGCUCUUUAUCUCCCAAUCGUUCCUUACUGUCAACGCCGACCUCUUGAGCGACCUCGGCAACGACCCCAACCCCACCGAUCCAACUACUACCUCCACUACCACUCUGUCGACCACAACCACUUCUUCAGCUUCCCAUACAACCACCUCAACCUUCGUCCCUCUUACCACCUCGUCCUCGACUCAAGAGCGGACGUCCACGACCAAAGUCUCGUCCUCAACUGAGACUUCCACCUCCACCUCCACCUCCUCCUCAACCUCGUUGACCCAGACCUCUUCCUCUUCAACUUCAUCCUCGACUUCGACUUCCUUCGUCUUCGUCUACUUCCUCGUAAGUUCUCCCGUAUUUCUCUCGAAAUCGACCUCUCUCACCCCUUUCAUUGCUGCGACUACUCGCACGACCUCGUCCCUCACCAAGGCCCCAUCGACGUCCUUCUACUGGAGCACUACUUCCUCCGAGUCCCCAACUGGUACUGCUGCUGCGGGUGUGGGCGCAUCGUCGAAGGGCUUCUUCAGCAACACCCCUGCUGUCGCCGCUACCUUUUCAGUCGCUGGCAUCGUUGCCCUCGGCGCAGUCAUCUUUGGCGUGGUGCUGCACAAGCGCCGCGCCGCUCGCCUCCAGGAUGAAGAGGACAUGACCUACUUCGAGAAGUACAACCCGAACGGUGCUCCUACCCCGAACAGCGCGAGUGGCAACGCUAGCGAGAACGGCGGCACGCGCAGUCCGACUGCGAUGUCCUUCAAUGGCGGUCCAGACCCGGACAACUUGAACGAGCUACCCGCGACCACCGCUGCCGCGACUGACGCGUACCCCGACCGCGCGAUGCACUACGGCAACGGCUACCACUACGACUACGCUCACCACCAGGCACCCGCCGCCGCCGCCACCAUGGACUACGCACGCGACCGAUACGGGAGCCAUGCUGUCGACUACCCACCGGCCGCGGCCGCGGGGUACGACAUCACGCAAUACCCCGGCUAUGAGGGCUACGUCAACCAAGAGUACAUCCCGCGCGUGCAGUCCCCGAACCACCCCUUCGCGGACCCCAGUAACAUGACCCGCGUGGCCGGUGCGCCGCAGGUAACAGUCACCCAGCACUUCCACAACGCCGACAACCACGCCUACCACGGCGAAGCUCGUUAA
Molecule: messenger RNA, 1194 nt
Organism: Epithele typhae
Lineage: Eukaryota; Fungi; Basidiomycota; Agaricomycetes; Polyporales; Epitheliaceae
Exons: 4
Coding region: 1-1194 (397 amino acids)
Source: RefSeq, a predicted model, not a curated record